Molecule: messenger RNA, 1370 nt
Organism: Scheffersomyces coipomensis
Lineage: Eukaryota; Fungi; Ascomycota; Pichiomycetes; Serinales; Debaryomycetaceae
Exons: 1
Coding region: 397-1257 (286 amino acids)
Source: RefSeq, a predicted model, not a curated record
UCGAUAAAUCAGAUCCUAACCAUCUAUCGCCUGAUUCUUCAUCUAUUGAACCUUGUUCGAGAAACUCUUCUGCUGUAGUUGGUUCAGAUCGUGAUGAUGGUUCGGAAUCGUUGUUACGUAAUGAUGCUAAUGCUCUUUUUCCUAACUUUGGUUCUAUAAUUGAAAGAUGUUAGGACAUUGACAUUCGAAUCAUAAGUUAUUGAAGCGGUUAUACGUACUUUUCAUGAUGUAAUUGGCGGUAUACUAGAGAUGAGAAGAGAUGUCUUAGGUAAUUUAAAGUAUACAGGAAAAUUGCUGCUUUAACCAAUUUGAUCAAUAUACGCGUACACUCUAAUAUUUUUUAUUUACAAUUUUAAACAUCAAGGGUUUCAACAUUAGAUUCAAUCAUACUUACCAAUGCAAGGAAGGAGGGUCAUACCAGAAUCACCUAGGAAUGGUGGGUUUUCAUUCUAUCCAUCAUCGUCAAAAAGAUCGAAUCAAACAGAUACCAUAUUACCCCCACCAGCUCCCAAGAGACGACAACCUACUGGAGCUGAACUUCUAUUUCAUCAAUUACCAGAUACUCAAGCUCAAGAAACCCAAACUAUUGUCAAUGCUGAAUCUACUCGAGUAGAAGUAUCUCAAACUUUAACCAAUUCCACCAUGGUGAAUUCUGAGUCGAUUGAAUCACCAGUUAUCAUAAGUAGUCAAUAUGAUCAACGACAACCACCAUCAGCAGUCCAAGAUAAUCAUGAUGAUGGACCUUUAUUUCAUAAUGGGAAUGGAUCAUCCCAUCGAAGUCGAAGUGAAAUUGAUCGUGAUGAUUUAUUAUGUCAAAAAGUAUCGAUGAAGGCAUUACUCGAUAAUGAUUUUUUAACUAAUGGAUAUAAUAAAGAGAAAUAUUAUGAAGUUGAUGUAUUUAUAAAAGGGAUGAUGCCUAUCCAACCAUUUAUUAUCAAACCAUAUCAACGAACAGUCAAAUUAGCCCCGUUUAAGUUAGUCUUGGAAGAUGUCAGAUCAGAUCGGACGAUGUUUGUUGAAUUCAAUCAACAAUCUGAUAUAUUACGAUUUUUAAAUCUUAAUGAGACCGAAGAGAUAUUUCAUAAGAUGGAUGAGAUAAAUAAGCACAUUUGUCGUAUCUUACAUAAAUAUGAUGAUGGGAAAGGUGAGGUUCGAUCGAUUAAAUUAAUUAAAGCCAUGCAUAAGUUUAAUAAUAAUGGAUUUAUAUAUCCUUAUUGGACGAGCGCUACCACCAUUGAUGAUUUAUUUCCCGAAUAAAGUUAUAACUAGAAAGGAACUUUUUUAAAUAUAUGUAUAGUAAGUUGUUAAAAGUGGGAUGCUAUAUGUAUAUAUGUAUAAAAGAAUAAAUCAUACUUCACUCAACUAAAUAU